Diospyros lotus (date-plum) is the source of this 990-nucleotide messenger RNA. Its product is annotated as germin-like protein 11-1. The transcript has a single exon. Gene Ontology annotation, molecular function: manganese ion binding. NCBI's taxonomy places the organism in Eukaryota, Viridiplantae, Streptophyta, Magnoliopsida, Ericales, Ebenaceae. Gene Ontology annotation, cellular component: cell wall. The record is from RefSeq and is a predicted model, not a curated record. The coding region runs from base 130 to 816 and encodes 228 amino acids.
UUCCAUUUACUGCAACUCCACGUAUAUAGGAGGCGCCAUUUCCAUAUUCCAUACAUACUUAUAUAAACAUAUAAUAUACAUACAUAUAAAUCAUACUAAUAAGAAGAGGAGAAGAGCAAACUCAGAACAAUGAAGCUUUCUUCCAUUCUUCUCUCCGCUUUCUUCAUCAUCAACCUCUGCUCCGCCCUUGAUGACGAUAAUCUCCAGGACACUUGUCCGGCAGCGCCGCCGUCCGGCCUGCGGCCCCUUUUCAUCAACGGCUUCCCAUGCAAGAGCCCUUUCAACGUCACGGCCUCCGACUUCAAGUCCUCGAAGCUCAGCCAUCCCGGCGACACCCGCAACUUCCUCCGCUCGUCCACUGCCAUCGCCACGGCGGCGGACUUCCCCGGUCUCAAUACCCUCGGCCUGGCCGUGGCGCGGACCGACGUAGAAGUCGGCGGCCUCGUGGCGCCGCACACCCACCCGCGAGCCUCCGAGAUGUUCUUCCUCGAGAAGGGGUCGGUCAUCGUCGGGUUCAUCGACACCGGCAACGUCAUCUUCCAGAAGCGUAUCAACGCAGGCGACGUGUUCGUGUUUCCGAGGGGGCUGCUUCACUUCUGCUUGAACUCCGGGAUUGAGAGCGCCACCGCGUACUCGGUGUUGAACAGCCAGAAUCCCGGCCUGCUGAGCAUCUCCGGCUCCGUGUUCUCGCCGGAGGAUUCGGAGAUGGCCGAGAAGUUGAAGAGGAGAUUUGUUGCUCUGGCUGCGGCUGAGAUGGGUCGGAUUGAGAGUACUACGAGCCUUUUUGGGCUUGAGGAUACGGGCAACCUGAUUUAAGCCAUUCCAAACCCUAUAAAUAAAGGAUAAAUUAAUUUGAAGUAUUUUUGUGCCCUUCCAUUAAAGCUUGUAAAAGGCGUGUCCCUAACGGAGCAAUCAUCUGAUGCCAUUUUCAACCGAGUUGUCAAUUUCUCUCAUUAUUAUAUUAUAAAUAAUUUACUAUCAAUUUUUAAC